AGACACGCUCCGGCCAAGCCCGUCCGGACCGACACGCGAAAACAGCAACAUUAAAAACAGAAGAAGACCCCGCAAUGUCCGAACCGAAGUACCGAGAGUGGAUCCUUGAAACAAUCGAUUCUCUUCGCUCGAGGAAAGCCCGUCCGGACCUCGAGAGGAUUUGUCGUAUGGUUCGGAGACGACACGGGUCGGACCCGGACCGAACCAGGGCAGAGCUGGAAAAACUCAUUCAAGAGCAAACCGUGCUCAAAGUUAGCUAUAAGGGAUCGAUCUCUUACCGGAAUGCGGCGAAGGUGCAGAGGAAAAGCAGAAAGAGGGGUGAGUUUACGCCCGCCGGUGUGAGCGCGGAGGCAGCGAGGGAGCGGACCAAACGCGGCGGUCUGAGCAACAACGGCGACAGUGCGCACAGUUUGACAGACCAGGAGAAGGGAGAGGACGACCCGGAGCCCGGCCCGGGCCACCGGCCGCGAACGUCGACCAGCGCCGCCGGGAAGAAACCCCUUUCCAGUCCGAGUAGCGGAAACGGUCGUCUCGUUUGUGGCGCACCACCGAGCUGCGCCGCCGGGAGCGAGUGCGGCGAGGAGAAAGCAAGUGCGUUGCGAGAGAAGGGAUUAGGACAUCGGCCGGGGGUUAACUGUCCGUCGGCCAGUCAUGGUCAUACGGCAAACGUACUCGACGACCUCGAUGACAAGACCGCAAAACCGGCCGAAGCCGAUGCGAUUCGCGGAAGAAUUGAGCCGGGUUUGCCCGGCGUCGCUGCUGACACGGAGGAUAAAACUUGCCCCGGGAGCGUCAGCUCCGGCGAUGGCACCCCCCCUGAAAGGCCAAAAUACAACGUGUCCCUCAAGCCCAAAGUACGUGUCGGAGGAGGAGGUGGAGGAGAAGGUGCCAUAUCGACGACGGACCAAGACAACUCUGACUUGGGGGACAGACUGGUGGCCUCUGUUCACAGCUUGUCCCAAAUAAAUCUUCGCGGGGGCUCUGGUUCCGCGGCCAGAGGCCAGAUGAAGCCACUUGGGGUGAAAGAGAUUUUGGACUAUUUGAGCAGCCAGGAGCGGCUUUCCGAGGAGAUGCUGACCCGAGGCAAAGUCAAAGUGGUCCUGGAGAGGGAGGUGGAGAAGGGCAGGCUGCGCAGGACACGCUGCGGGAACAUCACUCUUCCUCUGAGGAGACUGGCGACGGAGCAGCCGCCAAAGAAUGGCUCCGCCGAUAGUCUUCUCAAGAGCGGGCUGCAGGACAGGCACACUCCGAAAAAGGUGAGCUACAAAGGCGACGAGCCAAUGGAAACAGACAGUGGGGAGGCAGAGCAAGAGGAGGAUGAGGGAGAUGAUCCCCGGAGUUCUGAUGAAGAAGGAGGACUGUCCACGGUAACCAUGGUAACCGAACCCAGCCUCAACGAUAAAAGCAAAGAAGAUGCUGAGAUCCAGACAGCACCAAAGCAGGAAAGCCCACAACGUCAACACCAUUGCAUUAAAGAUGUGUCAGAGCUCCCAGGUUCUCUCACCAAGGUCCCAUGUUUGCCAGCCCAGGAGGGUUUGCUGUCAUACUUUAAGAGUGAACAAUUAGAGCAGAGUGUUGUUUCUCCUAGUCAACUACUCAUAAGUGCACAGGAUCAGAGACAGCAGGAGGGAGGGAGUGACACUUCCUCAGGCUUCAACAGUUUGUGUAAGACAGAAGUCGGCGUGUCCUCCUGUCCGCUCACACCCACAGCCUCUCCAAAAGACUCCAGUUUGUCUGAAGAACCAGGGAUAAAUGGAGGCAUUAAUAGAGGAAUGUUUACAAAGGCCGACGGGAUAAGUGUAAGCCCAGUGAACUGGACGGUGUCCGACGUGGCCAACUAUAUCACAGCAGCAGGUUUUCCUGAGCAGGCUGUUGCCUUCAGGACUCAGGAAAUCGAUGGGAAGUCUCUUCUCCUGAUGCAGCGUAAUGAUGUUCUGACUGGUUUAUCAAUCAGGCUUGGUCCUGCUCUCAAGAUCUACGAGCGCCAUGUGAAAGUUCUUCAAAAAACACACUUUGAGGAUGAUGACUGCUGA
Molecule: messenger RNA, 2033 nt
Organism: Lampris incognitus (smalleye Pacific opah)
Lineage: Eukaryota; Metazoa; Chordata; Actinopteri; Lampriformes; Lampridae
Gene: samd1b
Product: sterile alpha motif domain containing 1b
Exons: 7
Coding region: 75-2033 (652 amino acids)
Molecular function (GO): DNA binding; protein binding
Source: RefSeq, a predicted model, not a curated record